GUUCAGGUGGAGAAUAGUGUUAUCCCGGCGGUGUAUUAUUUUACAACAAAAUCCAACUUCUACAAAGAAAUCCACGACUACCAGAGGUAAAUACGAGGGGGCGGUUCGUUGACCACCAUCUUGGGUCGACAUUCGUCUUUUUAACUGGUAUUUGACAGCCAGAGUCGGGUUGACAGUUAUUAGCUCACAGUAGCUAACUUGUCCCUACCCAGCUGCCUCAGCGCUGCAUGUGCGGCAAUAACAUGUCAGUGCCUUUACCUGCCAUUGUGCCUGCUGCCCGGAAAGCAACUGCGGCGGUGAUAUUUCUGCAUGGCCUUGGUGAUACUGGGCAUGGCUGGGCAGAAGGUUUCGCAGGCAUCAGGUUGCCACAUGUGAAAUACAUCUGUCCACACGCUCCCACCAUGCCUGUUUCUUUGAACAUGAGAAUGUCCAUGCCUUCUUGGUUUGAUAUCUACGGCUUGAGCCCAGAUGCAAGUGAAGAUGAGGCUGGUAUUAAAAGAGCGUCGGAGAACCUUAAAGCCUUGAUAGACCAAGAAGUGAAAAAUGGAAUACCGUCACACAGAAUCCUCCUGGGUGGAUUUUCACAGGGCGGAGCGUUGUCUCUCUACACGGCUUUGACAACGCAGCAGAAGCUAGCUGGAGUAGUCGCUCUGAGCUGCUGGCUUCCUCUCCGCAGUUCCUUCCCUCAGGCGUCUGCCACCAGUGUUAACAAGGACAUGCACGUCCUCCAGUGCCACGGAGAUGCCGACCCCCUGGUGCCAUUUGCGUUUGGCAGCCAGACGGCGGAGAAGAUGAAAAGCCUCAUCAAUCCAAACAACAUCACCUUCAAGUCGUACCGGGGUCUCCCUCACAGCGCCUGUCCAGAGGAAAUGGUGGAUGUGAAACGAUUCAUAGAGAAGCAGCUUCCUCCCAUCAGCGAUGUAUGAACUCGGGAGCAGCCGCACAACCGCACAGCGCCAUCGGGGUCCUUUUGGGCUCGACCCCGGCGAGACUCUGGGGGACACGAGGAACCACUGACUUACUUGACUAUAAAACCACGCUGCUACUUAUUAAAGCCAGACAGGACUGGACCUUCAUGUACACCGGAGAAGCAUAACGAUAAACAAUAUUGUCUCCUGACCUGGAGCCACACACACCCCUCAGUGUUAGAGUAACAGUAGUUGCUUGAUUUUAAAGCUGCUUGCCUUUGAGACAAGCCAUUUCUUCCAGGAAUCAUAUGUAUUGGAAUAACUAGGGCUAUACUUUAUGGUUUAAUACUGACUAUCUCACAAUAAAUGGCCUGUUGAUUAAUGCCCUUUUUUUAUUAAUGGAGCCUAUGUGUAAUAAUGCUAAAACAAGUUAUUAGUCGAUAAAUUUACUCAUUUAUUUAAAGCAUUAAAACAUUUCUUGAUUCCA
This is a messenger RNA of Anarrhichthys ocellatus (wolf-eel), 1395 nucleotides long. RefSeq names its product acyl-protein thioesterase 1. Gene Ontology annotation, molecular function: palmitoyl-(protein) hydrolase activity; carboxylic ester hydrolase activity. The transcript is spliced from 9 exons. Bases 228 to 926 code for a protein of 232 amino acids. Gene Ontology annotation, biological process: protein depalmitoylation. The record is from RefSeq and is a predicted model, not a curated record. Gene Ontology annotation, cellular component: cytoplasm. NCBI's taxonomy places the organism in Eukaryota, Metazoa, Chordata, Actinopteri, Perciformes, Anarhichadidae.